Saccoglossus kowalevskii is the source of this 740-nucleotide messenger RNA. RefSeq lists its product as uncharacterized. Gene Ontology annotation, biological process: signal transduction. NCBI's taxonomy places the organism in Eukaryota, Metazoa, Hemichordata, Enteropneusta, Harrimaniidae. The record is from RefSeq and is a predicted model, not a curated record.
CACGUUUCUCGUAACCGGUCCCCGCGAUUACGUGGCGGGAUUCGUUGGAAUUCCCGAGCGCCUAGGAAAGUACGUAGGUACAUUUAAUAGCCAAGCUUAUCACCAUGGCGACGGAACACGUGAUGCUAUCAUAUAGUUGGAGUGAUAAACCCGAACUGGUGAGAAAAAUCAAGACAGAGCUCGAUCGACGAGGAUUUAGGACGUGGAUGGACGUCGAACAGAUGAGCGGAAAUGUGAACCGGGCUAUGGCUACAGGCAUUGAAGGCGCUAUGGCGGUGCUGAUGUGCGUUGGCAGUAACUAUAAAAAAUCUCGUAACUGCGAGAAAGAGGCUGGAUACGCCGAUCAAACCCAGAAACCUAUACUCACUGUAAUUGUCGAAGAAGGUCUAAAACUUGAUGGAUGGGCCGGGGUAAUCAAUGGAAGUAGACUUUAUUUUGAUUUCUCCAGCCCAACCAAUUUCAAGUCCAGAAUGGACGAAUUAGAAAAAGAAUUGAAAAGAUUAUGCCCCAAGCAAACUAAGCGCAGAGGAAGCGUUCCUGUGGCUGCGGCGCCAAAAGGACCCCUACGUCGUAGGUUAUCAGACAAGGAGCGACGGGAUGAGUUGCAGAAAAAUCUCCGGGAUUUUGAACCGCAGUGGUAAUCACGUGACCAUCUAUCGCGUGACGAAUCGGGUUUACCUAUAAAUACAGUGUGCCCAACUGUUGUGAGCUUGAAGCUGGGAUAUUUUACAGCGUGUGCG